GGUGUUAUUAAGAAUGGAGUCAACUUCCAGAGUACUCAGAAGUCAGCUUGUCUCAAAUCUCAAUAAUAUUUUUGUUUGUUCACGCCCUAUUGUUUCUUUUUGAGCAUGCCAUGCAAUUUGAGACCGGAGUUUGUGCAUGUGAAAAGCAUACCAUUGUGUCUCCUAAAGAGGAGGCGAAUUAUGAAUGUGGAGUCGGUCAGUUUCCAUCAUCAUCUUCGACAGAUAAAAAUCCACCUCCCAUUCCACCUAAAGCUUUUAAACAAAUCCCCCCUCUUCCUCCAAAACCCACAUCUCGUCCACUUCGACAAAUAAAACAUAGAUGUAUAAAAUGUGAACCAAUUAUCAACUUGGAAAACCCAAAUUUUUCGCCCAUUGGUCGCUUUCCAGACGUUUGUGCGGUGUGCAGGCGAAACGGUUUGCAUCCACACUCUACAUGUGACGUUGAUUCAAUCGAUAAACCUCAGAAACAUCCAAUCGAAUCUCUACCGGAUCACGAGGAUGUAAACUACAAAAAAUGUCUUGAAUGCCCUCAAACACCUAACAGUAACAGUAUGAAGUUCCAGUACUCGUCGCAGCAAAAGAGUGAAACAAGUAGACCAGGUAAAAUUUCAUCUGACGGGAAUGGUAAUUCCUGUUUGUUUACGUUCGAUAAAAAUAUUUCUAAUGCAAAAAUCACACAGCCAUCCAUUUGCAAACGGUUCGCAAAGCGACAUAUUUGUCAGGGAGUCUUGAAACACCAAGAAGUUAAUUUAUGCGAGCUCGGAAGGGAUUCGAGCUCAACAUCUGACUUACCAGCAUCAAACUGUUCCUGCUCUGCAAAAAUAUGGGGUCCUAGUGGUGGUAAUAAACUAGACUCUAGCUAUGCAUCGAACCAAGGAUGCUUUUCCUCAGAAUAUCGUGGUCUCAAUUUAAUUUCAGAUCAUUCUGCUAGCCGAAAGAUUUCUCGGUAUCACCAAGAGCAAGUUGAUACAAACAAAACAAGGUGCGGCAGUUUACAAUGGAUAUCUGACACUUUCCAACGUAUAUUUCAUGCUUCAAAGAGCUUCAAAUCUCCUAAAACAAAUUUUCCCCAUCCACCAGAUGAUUCCGUUGUAAAUGUAAAAAAUUUACCUCAUCUAAAUGAAGAUAGAUUUUGUAGGCGACUGAAACCACUUGUUCAUAAAAGGGAUCGCGAAUGGAAGACGGAUAUUUUCGAUCAGAAGUUUGGGGGUCGUUUCGUACAACAAAAACGUUCUUUCAGCUAUAAUAGUUCUUUUAUUGAAGGAGUCAGAUUUAGUUCAUAUAAUCAGAAUGGCUGUGAAUCUAAUGCAACUCUGAAUCCCCGUGUUGACCAUCAUUCACUUCCACCGAGAUCAGCAAACAGUCGGAGCUCCAUUAUUAAGUGUAGGAAUUCGCUUUUCAGUCCAGAUAUAACAAAAAGACAUUUUGAGCGCCUUGAUAGUAUAAGCCCUUCAAACGGUCGAUUGAAACAGGUACAUGUAUCCAAAACUAUAGGAGCUUCCCAGUCCAGAUACCAGACUCCAAAUCAUCCAAAUAUGUGUAUAAACCAUAAAAGACCAGAUUCUGCCCUCGCAAUGAUUUGUGCUUGUUCCCCCUAUGUAUCCGGUCACGUAAACCCCCUUGAUUCUACUAGAGAAUGCUUUUCUUGUAUGGGAAAUCAUUCAUCAUCUACAAAAGUUCCAGCUUGUGGCUGCCCCAACCGCAAAAACCAUAGGUGUUGGUUAAACAGUUCAAAUUGUUCGGGUAUAUCGAAACCCCACAGCGGGAAAGAACAAAACAACGAUGAAGUUACUACUCCUCAGUUCAAUGAGGGGAUUCUUCCAUUAAACCCUGAUGUCUUACUGGUUAAAGAACAUGAAAAUAAUUCCAACUGUGAUACUACGAAUUCAGUUACUUCUCACCUUCCCUGUGAGAUUCCUGUCGAUUCCAACAAAAAGGUCUUAAAAUGUACUGAAGGUAUCGAAUUUGGGGCACGUCCAACUACUAUAAUUGACAAGAACGGUCAAAUUCAUCACGUCCAUCACAUACACCAUGUCCAUCAUGUUCACCACCACCAUCAUCACCACGAAUGUGCAGACGGUGUCUCCAAUGAUAUUGCAUCCUGUCCUCUUAGUCCAGUUACCAGUCCAGUUGUCUGUGACAGACAACGUCCACCGACAACAAUUGCAUCUGCCUUGGAAACGUGCACCGUAGAGGAAGCAAUAGUCAGUUCUCCAUCUUCCUGUCAGAAUCAGCAGGUUGGCGUUGCGGAACAACUUCCUGUGAGCAGUUGUCAUACCUAUAACGCCUAUGAUGUUAGGGCGUCUGAUAGUAUAAGUACAGCAGCGCCCAUCAGCUCAACACGCACAUCUAGCCAAAGGUUGUCAUCUACGUUACAAGAUAGUCGAUCGUCAUUUCAUCGAAGUAUGUUAGAAUUGAGAAAGAAGUCUCAACCAAAUUUAUCCGAGGAAGUAAAGCGCAAUGCUAGGGAUUUUGUGGCAUGUUUCUCUUGUUCCGUUGAUGUAGACGAAGUUCAUUUCUUUCCACCUGUAUAUAUAUGGAGGAAGUCAAUCUAUAGUGAAGAGUUCCAUUCAGUUGAUUGUUCGACGAUGAUCCGUAGUGUCGCAACUUGAUCUGUGAACGACCGAUCCUUACGGGAUCCAACCUGUUGGGCAUCUACUGAGUCUUUCAUCUGGUUCAGCAUCACUGUUGAAAAUCUUUCGUGGUACUGACAGUAGUGUGAUUCCUGUGUAGUUUUGAUAUUCGCUCAUAACUCCUUUGUUUGGUAUCUUGACGAGGUAUUGUUCUUUCCAGUCUGUCGGUGGCACUUGCUUGGACUGGUAUAUUGUCGGGUCGUGCUGCUUUCCCACUGUUGAUUUGUCUGAUGGAUAUUGUAAUUUGUUCGAUCGUUGGUAGAAUGAGAUCGAUAGGAAGAUCUGUGUGUGUGUGUGUUGUUUCGAUGUGCAGAGGAUUCGAUGGAGCUGGUGUAUUUAAGAGUUGCUCGUAGUGUUCCACCCAUCUAUUGCUCUGUCAUUGAAUGUUGGUGAUUGUUUUGCUUUCCUUGUGCUUGACCGAUCUCUCUGCUUUGUCUUAUUUCCCUGUAGGUUUCUUCGUUGUGUUAUAAAGUUGUUUGAUAUUUGGUUCUGUUGCAGCUUUUCCCGUUGUCGUUGCUAGGUCUUCCAUAUAUUUGUGCUUGUCAGUUUUAGUGCUGUUGUUCACUUAGUUUUUUGCUUCUAUGUACUCAGCUUGUGCGUUGGCUUUCUCUGUUCUAAUUCGGCUGUUGUUGAUUGAUGUCUUCUUGUUCUUGCUUUCUUGAAUACUCCCAUCGGUAUUAAUAGAGAUCUAUAGCUUAUGAUGAUGCUUCUUUGAUCACAGAACCUCCGGAUCGAAUGGGUUUCCGUGAUUCUGAGAACCGUCAAGUUGUAUCUUCUCAUUUCCAUAGCUAUUUGAUUGGUCCUUUCGGUCUCCCACAUUGUCUGAACAUUUGAUGUACGUGUAUCAAUUGUUGCUGUGGUUGUUAGAAGAGGCAUCGGUAUUGUGACUUCCGAAGAAUCUGGGCUUUCAACAUGAGGCGUGGUAAUUUUUCCUUGAAGUCGAAGGGCAGAGUUUAAUUGGUUUAAAUUGUUUAUUCUGGUUAGCGUUUUUCUUAGCAAGUUUGUUUUCUACGGGAUGAGGUUUAUGACCCCAUGCACCCUAAAAUAGCUAUAUGCGGAGUUAUUACAAACACUAUCAACAUACCAGCCGAAUUAUAAGAACAUUUCAACUGUUCCCAUCGACUACUCCCAAGAAGUACAUAGAGGCAUAGUGUGCUGUUAGUGUCAAUGAUCUGUUUUACAGUUGAAGGCACGUGUGAACACCGUAUUUAUAAACACUUGUUGAUCAACGGUUAACUAUGAUUUACGUCAUAUGUUUAUUGUUUGACUAGAAAAAAAUUUCAUCUGCACAUCCGAGAGUUACGACUAUAAAUAGUCACAUUUUAUCUACAUCGUUCUCUACAACUGAAUAAUAUCAUUAUACAGUAAACGUUCUUUAACUAUUUCAUCUAAGACAUUAUUCACUAUACUUUAGACAAAAUUAUACUCUUUUAAAUCUGCAUUAUAUAGUUCUCAUACAUAUUUUAGUACUAUAUUACUAGUUACUUAAUUGUAAAUAAUGAAUAAAAACCAUUAAACAAUUUAAAUUCUUUCAAUGUUUGAGAUCAUGAGUCAAUUAAAACUAGACCACCAUGGAAAACCUGGAAGCACUGAACGGCCGUUUCGUCCUAUUGUGGCACUUCUCAACAGUGCGCAUCCACGAUCUCGCCCCCUUCCCUCCACAAAAUUCGAACCUAGGACCUAUCAGUCUCGCGCACGCAAGCGCUUAACCACUAGACUCCAUUGAAUCGGCAUCCAACGCUGUUAAUUUCUAACUUCAAUUAAUUCUAUACAAACUUGUAUCAAUGAUUUAAUGAAAUCUUAAUUGUAAAUACUAUUUCUCCUUUAUCAAGUAAUUUACUUGUCCAAAUUUUAGUUUUAUUCUAUUUAUCCCUAUAGAGAUUUAUAUUUGUAUUAUUUGUAUUCUGUAUGUACUAAACAAUUUGAUUAUGACUAUCAUCAUACUUGUAUAUUCUUAAACAAAAAGGGUAUGAAUAUUAUAUGACUCAUUAUAUGUGUGCUAUAUACAAUUGUAUGUAUCAUAAUUAUUUGUCUAAAAAUGAACUAUUUCACAUAUAUCCUUUACUAUAAUAAAUGUUUAUAUAUGUUUGUCUAUACAUUCUUCAUUAGAAUAAAUAGUCCCAAAAUUAGAACAAUCAUAAACUUACUAUGAAUGUAACAACUAUUUUACAUUUUUCUAAUUAAUAUUUCAUCAGUUCCUUUCGUUUUUUAUGUGUGUCCAUGAUUUUCUCUACUAGUUUGCUUUUUAUGUUACCCUUAUAUCGUUUCAAUAUUGUUUGGGUUUAUUUUGUUGUUGAAGAUCUACUAGUUGAAUAAAGU
Molecule: messenger RNA, 4952 nt
Organism: Schistosoma guineensis
Lineage: Eukaryota; Metazoa; Platyhelminthes; Trematoda; Strigeidida; Schistosomatidae
Source: the annotation of a GenBank genome assembly